AUGUCAGUUAUAUUACCAAAAUUACUAUCGAGAACAGCGUUUAGAGUUCCUGGCAACUUACUGAGGCUCUCUUCAGUAGCUUUCAGAACUUUUUCUCAAACAGCCACCGCUUCCGCAGCUGCGUUUGAUCGUUCCAAACCACAUGUAAAUAUAGGUACGAUUGGCCAUGUUGACCAUGGGAAGACAACUUUAACUGCUGCCAUUACUAAGACUUUGGCAGCAAAAGGGGGCGCCAACUUCUUGGAUUAUGCUGCCAUAGAUAAGGCUCCUGAAGAAAGGGCCCGUGGUAUUACCAUUUCCACCGCUCACGUGGAAUACGAAACCGCUAAGAGGCACUACUCUCACGUCGACUGUCCAGGUCAUGCAGAUUAUAUCAAGAAUAUGAUCACAGGUGCCGCCCAAAUGGAUGGUGCUAUCAUUGUGGUAGCAGCUACAGAUGGCCAGAUGCCUCAAACUAGAGAACAUCUGCUAUUGGCUAGACAAGUCGGUGUCCAACACAUCGUCGUUUUUGUUAACAAAGUUGAUACCAUCGAUGAUCCGGAAAUGUUAGAAUUGGUGGAAAUGGAAAUGAGAGAACUUUUGAACGAAUACGGUUUUGAUGGCGACAAUGCUCCGAUUAUCAUGGGUUCUGCGCUUUGUGCUUUGGAAGGCCGUCAACCUGAAAUUGGUGAACAAGCCAUCAUGAAGCUUCUGGAUGCCGUGGACGAGUAUAUUCCUACGCCUGAAAGAGACUUCAACAAGCCUUUCUUGAUGCCUGUAGAAGAUAUAUUUUCUAUCUCUGGUAGAGGUACCGUCGUGACUGGUCGUGUGGAAAGGGGUAACUUGAAAAAAGGUGAGGAAUUGGAAAUUGUUGGUCACAACGCCAUUCCGUUGAAGACUAUUGUUACCGGUAUUGAAAUGUUUAGAAAGGAAUUAGACUCUGCUAUGGCAGGCGACAAUGCUGGUGUGUUACUAAGAGGUAUCAGAAGAGAUCAAUUGAAAAGGGGUAUGGUUUUAGCUAAACCAGGUACUGUUAAGGCCCACACCAAAAUCUUAGCCUCAUUGUAUAUUUUAUCGAAGGAAGAAGGUGGGAGACAUUCUGGGUUCGGUGAAAACUACAGACCACAAAUGUUCAUCAGAACUGCUGAUGUUACAGUUGUGAUGAGGUUCCCUAAAGAAGUAGAAGAUCACUCCAUGCAAGUCAUGCCAGGUGACAACGUCGAAAUGGAAUGUGAUUUGAUUCAUCCAACUCCUUUGGAAGUAGGUCAGCGUUUCAACAUCAGAGAGGGUGGUAGAACUGUUGGUACCGGCCUAAUCACACGUAUCAUAGAAUAA
Messenger RNA from Saccharomyces kudriavzevii IFO 1802, 1314 nucleotides. RefSeq names its product translation elongation factor Tu (gene TUF1). The coding region runs from base 1 to 1314 and encodes 437 amino acids. Lineage: Eukaryota; Fungi; Ascomycota; Saccharomycetes; Saccharomycetales; Saccharomycetaceae. The record is from RefSeq and is a predicted model, not a curated record. Gene Ontology annotation, molecular function: GTP binding; translation elongation factor activity; GTPase activity. Gene Ontology annotation, cellular component: mitochondrion. The transcript has a single exon. Gene Ontology annotation, biological process: mitochondrial translational elongation.